AUGCUCUCCUCCAUCAAGACUCGAUGGGAAGAGCUCCUGGAGGAACAUCCAGGCAUCAGCCGUUUUAUCCCACCCAUCAAUUACAUCACCAUCCACUACGCCUACUUCAUCUUCGGCUCUCUCUUCUUUUCUGUCAUCUUCUGGGGAUCUAGCGAGCCGAGUCGCAGCAUCCGCUACAUCGAUGCUUUGUUCCUCGUCGUGUCGUCCUUCUGCGACGUCGGCCUUAACACUGUUAAUCUUAGCGAAAUCACAACAUGGCAGCAGGUUCUGCUAUACCUUUUAUUCAUCCUCGGUAGUGCUCUUUGGGUCUCAUUCUGGACAGUCAUGGCACGAAAGCAUGCCUUCGAGAAGCGAUUCGAGGAUAUCGUCAUGGCAGAGCGAGAAAUGCGAAAGCGUCGUGCCGCUGCCAAACCAACUCCGGCACUUAAGAAAUUCUUUACCUUUGACAAAUUCAAGUCGUCUCCCCCAGCCACGACUACCCUCCCUGGCUUGGGCACCCGCCAGCCUACCAUGAUGGAAAAGGGUGACCCCGACGAAUUGAUGGCUACAACUCUUCCCAUGCGCCGCGCAAGGUCUGCGCCCGAGGAGUCUAUUUCUUCUGACUCAGAGGACAACGAUAGUAAUACGAGCACGGUAGCAGCCCAUCCGACUCUUUCUCCUGGUGCCAACGAUCACAUCACGUUCGCUAGCAGCAUGGCGCAUCCCAAUGGUCGUAGAGGAAGUGUCUCCAUUUACCAACAUAACGACGACAACAACAACGGGGGCUUGCCAGGGGCACGACGGCCCUCGAUGGCGGAGUCGGCCAAAAGCGAUGAAUCGGAAGAUUUCCUCUUGCACUGGAAGAAGAUCCUGGGCGCGCACAACACUAGCAAGAGAGGACAGUUUUAUGACUUGAGUUCCGAUGAGCGUGAAGCUCUGGGUGGUUGUGAAUACAGAGCGCUCAAGGUGCUCGCGGUCGCCGUUCCUCUGUACGGCUUUAUCUGGCAGUUCCUCAGCGCCCUCGCAUUGGGUGCCUGGAUCAACAAUUAUAGACCUGAGGCGGCGGCAGUCAAUGCCGUGAACCCCUGGUGGUGCGGUAUCUUCCUUUCAUCCUCGGCCUUCAACAACGCUGGCAUGUCUCUUCUCGAUGCCAAUAUGUCGGCCUUUCAAGACGCCUACUUUGUUCAGAUUGUUGUUGGCAUCCUCAUUCUGGCAGGAAACACAGCUUACCCUCUUCUUUUGCGACUCUCUCUCUGGUGUUGUCUCCAGGUACUCAAACUGACGACUCCGGAGACCGCACAUGGCCCCUGGAGAGAGACCAUCGAGUUUAUCCUCAAGUACCCUCGACGAGUCUACACCACCCUUUUCCCUUCUCGUGCAACAUGGUGGCUUUUUGCUGUCAUCGCCACCAUCAACACCAUCGACUGGGUCGCAUUCGAAGUGCUCAACAUUGGCAAUCCUGUCGUUGAGGACAUGCCUGUAUCUGAUCGAGUCAUUGCUGGAUGGUUCCAGGCAGUUGCUGUGCGCGCCGCUGGCUUCGCUGUUGUUUCGAUAGCUAAGCUAUACCCUGCUGUUCAGAUGUUGUACAUGAUCAUGAUGUACAUUUCAGUCUAUCCUGUCUCUAUCACCAUGAGACACUCGAAUGUGUAUGAGGAACGAUCUCUCGGUAUCUACGAGGACGAUCCGCAGAUGCUAGAGGAAGAGAAUGGCAAUAAUCUCCCCACGAUUGCGGAGGAACCUGAGAAGACACCCUUGCGACGCAGAGUCACGGCCGCGGUUCAUAAAACCGCUCACAAAACCGUCAAGAGAUCAAUGACAUUUCACGGCGUGGGUGUGCGCGCUCCGCCCAAAGGACCCGACGACAACUCUCGCAUCUCCUUCAUUGGCCAGCAGAUUCGCGGCCAGCUUGCCCACGAUAUGUGGUGGCUUAUCCUUCCUGUCAUUAUCAUCAUGAUCAUUGAGACGGAUAACUUCCUCGACAAGCCUCUCGAAUAUAGUGUUUUUAACAUUCUGUUCGAGGUGGUUUCGGCAUAUGGCUGUGUUGGUCUUUCCAUGGGCGUUGCCAACAACAGCUACAGCUUGGCGGGAGGUAUGCACACGGGCAGCAAGCUCAUCCUGUGCAUGGUGAUCAUCAGAGGGCGUCACCGAGGUCUCCCUGUCGCCUUGGAUAAAGCUGUGAGGCUACCGGGCGAGAAGUUGCACAAGGAAGAGGAAGAGGACUCACGGAUCAGGAGAACGAAAACGAUGGACAGGAUUGCCAGUCGCGAGUCCAGGGCCAUAUAA
Messenger RNA from Fusarium falciforme, 2262 nucleotides. Its product is annotated as Potassium transport protein. Gene Ontology annotation, molecular function: high-affinity potassium ion transmembrane transporter activity. Lineage: Eukaryota; Fungi; Ascomycota; Sordariomycetes; Hypocreales; Nectriaceae. The record is from RefSeq and is a predicted model, not a curated record. Gene Ontology annotation, biological process: intracellular potassium ion homeostasis; potassium ion import across plasma membrane. The transcript is spliced from 2 exons. Gene Ontology annotation, cellular component: plasma membrane. The coding region runs from base 1 to 2262 and encodes 753 amino acids.